Molecule: messenger RNA, 1327 nt
Organism: Malania oleifera
Lineage: Eukaryota; Viridiplantae; Streptophyta; Magnoliopsida; Santalales; Ximeniaceae
Product: BURP domain-containing protein BNM2A
Exons: 3
Coding region: 315-1154 (279 amino acids)
Source: RefSeq, a predicted model, not a curated record
GUCAUCAUUUUGAUGCAAGCCCUGUGUAAUUGUCUAUGGUCAACCUCCCAGACCAUAGAGCCCCCCACCCAACCCCUACCCAAAAAAACAUUAUUCUUAAUUUUUAAAAUAUGUUUUAUAGCUUGGAACAUGGAACUUUUAUUUUAAAAAUAAGGUAUAUUAAACACUAAAGAGUUCUGCAAACUUUGACAACAUUUGUAGACAUUAUAAGUGGGAAGGGAAGCAGCCAGUGCAGACUCACCCAACUCAUUGAAAUAAACAGAGGGCGAGGAAGCAGAAGAGAAGUUUAGACAAGAGUCCCAAGAAGAGAAGAGAUGGACUUCAGAUUUGCCUCUUGGUCUAUCAUCCUUUUCGGUGUUUUUCUAACGGGUGACCACCAGAUUUACGGGGAGCAGCAUGACAACAAUCAUCAAAUACCGUACACGCAGCAUGUCCAUGCCCAUCCAUCAUCCCGUAUGGAUCACAUGGAUCCAUCUCAGAACAUCUUCUUCACCAUAGGAGAUCUUAAGGUAGGGAAGAUGAUACCCAUAUACCUCCCAAGCAAAGACCCUUCUACUUCUCCUCAUCUUCUUCCCAGAGAGGAAGCUGAUUCCAUUCCCUUCUCAUCAUCCCAUCUCCCAAACCUCCUUGAGUUCUUCUCAUUCCCUCGAGGCUCCCCACAAGCCAAAGCCAUGGAAUACACACUGAGGCUCUGUGAGCUUGAACCCAUUAAAGGAGAGACUAGGUUCUGUGCUACCUCUUUGGAGUCUAUGCUUGAUUUCACACAGGGCAUCUUCGGAUUGGACACCCAAUUCAAGGUUCUAACCUCCAAGCAUCUCUCAAAAUCCACUGCUGGUCUACAGAACUACACCAUUUUGGAACUGCCCAAACAGCUCUCAGCUCCUAAAAUGGUAGCAUGCCACACAAUGCCUUACCCAUAUGCAGUUUUCUAUUGCCAUUGCCAAGAAAGUAAGAAUAAGCUAUUUGAGGUUUUAGUAGGCGGUGAGAAUGGGGAAAGAGCGGAAGCCAUUGCGGUUUGCCACAUGGAUACCUCUCACUGGGAUCGCGAUCACACAUCAUUUCGGAUGCUUGGUAUCCAGCCAGGGACCUCUCCUGUUUGCCAUUUCUUUCCAACAGAUAAUCUUGUUUGGAUUCCAUCACAUGCUUCAAAUUAGAAAUGUUUGUGUGUUGCGUAUGUUGAAGCUUCAACAAAUAGUACAUAAUAAUCUGAUUAUGCUUGCAUGCCCUUUGAAUUUAGUUUCUGCUGUUCUUGCUCCUGAGCUCUUGUAAUCAGGGGUAUAAAAAAUUACAGUGUCUCAUUAAUAAUAUUGUGACCUGAGUUCUACUA